UUUUUUUUUUUCUUCAGGAUAUGCUCCAAAACGGCGCCUUCACAGAAAAAAUUCAAAUAUUUCGUGCAGUUUAAUUCCGUGCUGCUGGCGGGAUAUUUGAGCACAACAUAUAGUCACUGUUUCCAGCGAAACAAUGGAGAAAGAGCUAACAAAACUGGUGCCUCGCGUGAUCGACGAAAAAAUGUUGGUGAUGGGGAGUAGAGCCGGGGCCAUUCUUUCAACAGAGUCGGAGAAAAGCGCGGCAGGUGCAAUUUUCCGGGAAGAGGGGGUCGCCUGGGACUCGGUGCAAUCCCUGGUUCUGGAGUUUAAGGAAAUAUGCCUGAUCACAAAUCUGUGGAAUUUCCGGAACUUGAAGUCACUGGACUUGAGUAACAACUUGAUCCAGGAAAUCUGUGGAUUGGAAACGUUGCAUAAGCUUCAGAAGUUGAACUUAUCCUUCAACUACAUCACAAAAAUCCAAGGCUUGCAAACUCUGACCGAUAUUCAANUUCAAGAUCUUUCUUUAUACGAGAACAAAAUCGAAGUCCUGGAAAAUUUGGACGAACUAAAAAAACUGAGAAUCUUCUCCAUCGGAAACAAUCAGCUGUCUUCGAUUAGCAAUAUUCUAUAUCUGCGUAAGUUUGCAGAUCUGAGGGGACUGACACUGAAAGGAAACCCGAUUUCCGAACAGGAAAAUUAUUUUUCGUACGUUGUUUCCCACUUGGAACAAAUAACCUUUUUCGACUACAGAUACCUUCUGGACUCCGAACGUGAAGAUGCUUUGGAACAAAACAGGAUAGCAGUGGAGACUCUGACGAACGAGGAAAAGCGGUUCAACAAGGUCCUACAAAAGCAACGAGAAGAGGAGGAAAAGCGGAACUUGCUGACUUUAGCAUUCGUCGACGUCAUAACCAGUCCUUUGGGUCUCUUGGAUUUCUUCGGGAUUCCAGAAACCGUGAAGCAAAAGUGUGCUUUGGAUAACUUCGAAGAGCUCUUCGGGCCGAUAGUCGGGAAAACGCUUUCCAAAUUCUGGGAAGAAGGGAAAAAGGUGCUCCUGGUUGCUCAGGAAAAGGGACUGAAGGCUUAUCAAGUGAGGAACUCCGACGUUCACAAAAUCAAGGAAUCGUUCAGUGCAAUUGAUAAGGAGAGUAGAGAUGAAGCAACGAGGUUGAUGGAAGCUUUCAAAGAAGACUUCAGAGAAAACAUCAAAGGUGUCGAAGAAAUUUUCGCUGCGCGUGGUUUGGACCGGAACACGAGAAAAUCGGAAGCGGAAUCUAGCAGAUCACCGACAUCCGCCUCAAAUGAAGAGUCACCCGACGAUGAACAGUUGUCC
Molecule: messenger RNA, 1312 nt
Organism: Notodromas monacha
Lineage: Eukaryota; Metazoa; Arthropoda; Ostracoda; Podocopida; Cyprididae
Source: the annotation of a GenBank genome assembly